Molecule: messenger RNA, 7985 nt
Organism: Ahaetulla prasina
Lineage: Eukaryota; Metazoa; Chordata; Lepidosauria; Squamata; Colubridae
Gene: NCR3LG1
Product: natural killer cell cytotoxicity receptor 3 ligand 1
Exons: 11
Coding region: 124-2724 (866 amino acids)
Source: RefSeq, a predicted model, not a curated record
AGGACCUUUGGUCGUUCAGGCAAGAGAUCUAAAGAACUGCGCAGGGUGGAUUUUGUUUACUCUUUAGAACGCGAUUACCUGAAAACUAUAGUCCAGAUUGAGACAGCAAAAGGAAAGAGGGCAAUGGCGAUUCACUCUGGUCUCCGGCUGAGAAAACUGCCUCGAUGUGUCCACAUAAUUUUCCAGGACUCAAGCUCCGUUGGAAGACUUUACUUUUUCUUUAGCCUCUGGGCGUGUCUCAGCUCUGUUCCUGGGCCGGCGGAAGCCUUGAAAGUAAGGAUGCCAGCUCGGAAGACAGCAAUCUUGGGUACAAAUGUGACACUUCAAUGUAAAAUCUCUGGCUACCCUCCUCCAGAACUGAAUAUCAAAAAAACAAUCUUCAUCUGGUAUUUGGACAAAUCUGAAGGGAAUAAAGUAGAAGAACUUUAUUCAGUUGUUGCUGGAGAACAUUCUUCAAAUAGAAAUGGUUCAAGACUGGAUACAAUUCAAUUAAAAAAUGGAAAUGCUGACCUUUUCCUUCCACAAAUACAGCUUAAUGAAGAGGGCAAAUAUAUAUGCGUUGUGAUUCUUACUUCUAAUAGAGUUGAAGGAGCCACCAUUCUAAAUCUAGUUGUUCAACCAUCCGUCCAACUGUCUCCCAAGGAACUUGAAAUUGAAAACGGAAAUGAAAAGACCUUGACAUGUACAGUGAAUAAAUUCUAUCCUGGUGCAAUUGUCAUUCUUUGGCAAAAGCAUUCUAAGCACACGUCAGAUAAAAGUGUACUUGCAGAGGAUAUUUGCAUGGGAACUUCUGUGAGAAAUGGUGAUGGCACUUACAACACCACCAGUAAACUGAGGCUUCAACCAUCUUCACAAGAUCAAGGAAACAUCUAUAGUUGUAUUGUGCAGCAUGAGUCAUUUGCCAGCUAUCCAAUCUACAGUAUAACUUUAACAGUCACAGAUCCUAACUUGACUACUGAGUUAAUAAUUAGUCUGGUUUUAGGUUUUCUUCUGAUUUUUUUCCUUGGAUUGCUUCUGUACUUUGUGUUUUUAAAGAAAUAUCCACCAUCCGUGAAAAUGGUUGGACGUAAGGAACUGAAGCAUUUGGAAGAAACACAGUUAAAAUGCUUGAUCACAGACUUUCGACCCAAGCUUUUGCAGGUAGACCUCUUCUUAAUAAUUGAAUCCCAGAAUAAAAAACAGAAAAUAGCCUCUUGGCAUACAACAUCAUUUGAAGAAUCUGUGGAAGAUGAUGAAAAUUUUCCUCUUCUUGAAAACUUAAAGGACAUUUUUAAAGUUUAUGCAAAGUUGAAAUCAAAACCAAACAACCAUUAUGAUUUCCAGUGGAAAAUCUGCAUAAAUCCAGAUAUACGGAAGCUGAAGAAAUUUGAACUUUUAUUAGAAGUUAAACAUAAGGGCUUUCGGCAUGGAUUUUGUUCUAAAAGGAAAUCAUUUAAAGUCAUAGCUUUACCAGAGCUUCAUGAAGUUCGUUGUUCCACAGAUGUGCCAAGAUCAAAUGAACCGCUCACUCUUAGUUGCAAAAUUCAUUCUUAUUUUCCGGAAACCCUUGAAGUCUGUUGGAAUAAUGAUGAUGGAAUUCUAGACAGUUCCUUUUCAACCCCACCCACAAAAGGUGCUGAUGGGCUUUACUUUUGCAUCAGCAAGAUCCACUAUAACCCCCAAGUGGAAGAUUCUGGGAAGAAAUUUGUCUGCAGAGUUAAGCUUGAAGGAUCACAAGCUUACAAAGAAUCUGCAUGGCAGAUGGGCAUUUUGGUUCAGGCCCCCAGAGUUCACAAAAUUAAAUGUAAGCCCCCUGUACCUGAGUGUGGGAAACGCAUCACAUUGAGUUGCUUAUUGACAGAAUAUCAUCCGCCUGACUGUGACAUUUAUUGGAGAAAGGGCUUUGAAGAGCUUAUGGAUGCUACAGUUAAAACAGAGGAAUCGCAGUUGGACAGAAUGUCAAAGCUAUACUCCAGGACAAGUGAAAUAACCUUUACACCCAGCGCAGAAGACCAUGAAGUAGAAAUCGUUGUUGAAAUAAAUCAUUUCAAGAAAAUUGUACGGAAGGGAUAUACAGUCAUGCUGAAAGAUUUUCCCAAACUUUCAAAUAUUGUUAUUGAACCAAGUGAUGCAGAUUAUGGAGAACGUAUAAAUUUAACUUGUGAUGUCACAGAUUUCAAUCCGAAAAAAAUUGGUACUCAGUGGCUCCUGAGAGAUAAUUCAAAAAUGAAUGGUGCAGUCACCGAGGAUUUAGACAUGGCCUGUAAUGGUUGUUACAAAUUAACUUCCACGUUUGAACUAAUAGCUACCGCUUCAGUUUGUGAUAAGCCCAUUCGUUUCAGGGUGAACCAUGAAAAAUUGGCAAAACCUAUUACAAGAGAAGUGUAUCUAAACCUUCCAGUAAAACGGCCUGUUUUGUCUGAAAUAAAGGUGACCCCAGAUCAUCAGAAAAUCCUCCUUGAAAUUUCUAUAUCACAAUUUGCACCUCAAGAUAUACAAGUCAGAUGGUACCACGACUGGAGACAAAUAUCUGAAACUAUCAAUCCCAAGAAUAUUGAGAUUGGAAAAGAUCAUUUAUGUUAUUUUGUUAAUAAAAUACACUUCGAUCGAAAAGCAUUGUGCUUUGGGAAGACAAUACGAUGUGAAGUUAAACAUCCAACAUCUACUGAGGAAAAAACCUUAACACUGAAUACAAUAGAUUUCUCUGAUCUUGAGGAAACCCAACAUCAUCACCAUGAGUCGUAACCGUUAUGAACUUCUUCAAAAGAUCUGUCCAGCCACCUUGAUCAGAAUAAUCCAAUCUUCCCUGGAGAAGGAAGAACCUACAAACCUCUACAAGGCCAUUGUGAAGACUAUUCAAGCCAUCUGUUGGAUAACAUUAUUUGAAUUCACUCUGAGUUAAACUUCAGCUGUGCAAGAUCCUUGGACUGAGCUAAUGUAGUUAAGUGAGAAGAGUUUGAACCUGUUGGAUCUAAGGCAGCAUUGGCGAGCCUAUGGCACGCGUGCCGGAAGCGGCACACGAAACCAUCCCAAGACAAAUGUGUGCCCUCACCGGCUCCUCGUCGCGUUCCUGUGGUCAAAUGCACGCUGGUCAGCGAGCUGUCGUGUGCAUGCGGUGCCGGCGGACCGCGCAUGUGCAAAGGGGCACGCGUGCCAGAGGUUUGCCAUCAUGCAUGCGCAAGGUGGCAUACAUUCUGGAGGUUCGUCAGCACGCAUGCGCGAUGGACCGCCGCACUUCCGGGGUCACCAGCACCGCAUGCACAACAGCCAGCUGGCUGGCGUGCGUUUGACUACAGGAACACAAUGAGAGCCAGCAAGGGUGUGCAUUUGUCUCAGGACAGUUUUGCAUGUCACUUCCGGCAUGUGGGCAGCACGCGAGAACAUGAAAGUUUCGCCAACGCUGAUCUAAGGGAACGGAUAAGAUCUUCAGUGUUGUGAGUUUAGCCAACUGUAUAUUAGACCCAUGCUUACCUGGUUGGAUAACAUCUUCCAGAAGGGGAUAUAUAAUCAAUCCAAGCAACAAUAAAUGCUUUUAUUAUUUUAAAAAUAAUAGAAGUUUUAAAGAGGUGGUAGUCCAUCCCCUCAGGAAAACUCUGCUGGAUGCAGCAGUAUUGGACAAUCAUAAUUUACAUUCCAUUUACUCUUAAUCCCAGUUUGAUGGGUGUGGAUUGGGCUGCUAUCAACACAUUUACUAUAAAUGGAAGCUAAAAUAAAACAUAACUCACCCAUUUUUUAUGCCCUCUGUUUUACUAGAAUACAAAUAACAUUAAAUUUGUAUUGUAGUAAAACUAGACAUUUUAUUGAAAUAGUUCCUUUUAAGUUUUUGAAUUUUUUUUUGAAUUUUUUUUUUAGACAAACAAACAUAACUUCCGGCAGUGAUGUCAUUGUGGAGCAGGAUGAGGGAAGGGAUCUCUGUCCCUAAACCCUGAAAAAUCUUCAUUAAGAGCCCACUUUUAGGGCAUUACCGAUCUUGGAGAGAUCGAUAAACUAAAGAGGAAGCUCCGUAGGCACUGGGGGUGGAAAGCAACCACCCAAGUAGUCAGGAGCAGCACUCUUCAACUGGCAGAGAGGAAGUUGAUCUUUAUGGCCGGCCUGGAGCGAUGACUGCUGCAUAAGUGGGAAGCAAAGAGUGAAAAGCAACAGCAGCGCUCGACAGAGGAAAAACCCCAGAAGAAGAUGAGAUGCGUGUGAUAAAGAGAAGGCGCGGAAGAGAAAAGACAAAGAGAGAGUGACACAGCAUGUCUGGGAAGGCGGCUAAAAUGGAGUUAACUGCAGAUUGGAGAGAUAAAAUACACUGAGAACAGCGCACAACAGUUUGGGGCCCAAAUUGAAAUCCACAAAUUGCAAUGAUUGGUGAGUGAGAGACUUAAAGAAAAAUGAGCUGAGAUAAUAAAAGGAGAUGAAGAGAAUUCGAAAACAUAAAUAAGGACUGAUUAGAACUAAAGAUUUAAAUUUGAAGCGGAAAAUAGAGACUAAAAAUACUGGCUAAUGAAAUAUAAUUUGGCAAGACGAAGGAUUUGUGAAAAUUGAACUUGGAUGGACAAACACUUGUGUAAAACAGAAUAGUGGAUUGAUUGGACUUAUAGAAAAGGAGGAAAAAACAAAAAGAGGAGAAGAAGCAGAAGAAGAAAUAAGAGGAGCCGUCUGGUAGAAGUAUGGAUCUAUUAAAAGCUGAGUUUGAAGAGGAAAUUAGGAAUAAGACUAAUGUAAUAUUGCAACACAUAGGAUUUUUUUUUAAAAAGGUACAGAUGAUAAACCAAACGGAACUGAAUGAAUUAUCGAACUGAAUUAAGUUGAUUAUUGGAUCAACUGAAAUAAUAUUGGAUUUAUAUUGACAACUCUAUAUAUUUACAUCUAAGUUUAGUAAAGAAAUAUAGUUAAAGGUAAUUUAAGAAAUUAACAGGAGUAUAAAAAAUAGAGAACUGUAUAAAUAUAUGUAUUACACAGGGUGAUUAAGAAUUAUAAAAAAAUAUAUAACAUACAUAAGAUAGUGUUAAGAAUAAUACACAGUAUAUUAGACAAGUGUGGGAGAAGAAAGGGGACAAUUGUAUAAAGAACAAUAGAGAUACAAAGAUUGUAAAACAUAAGAAAUAUUUCGGUAUUUAAAUAUAGAAUAUUCUGUGUGAAAAAUAUUUUAAAAAGAGAAUAUCUAGAUAUACUUUCUCAUAUGUGAAGGUGGGAGAAUUUUGCCCAAAAGAUAAACAUGAUAACUACAGCAACUAUCACUAAAGUAGGUAAAAAAAUACUGAUAAUCCCUUCACCUAUUACAGCUUCACCCAUAAGUCAAAAAUCGACAAUGACCGCACUUGGCAAAAAUAAAUCAGAUCCGGCAAUGAACCUGCAAAACAUGCAAAUAAUGUUACAAACAAUACAGGAAAUAAUGAAUAAAACUCAAGAAGCAAUAACCAACAACCACGAAGAAACAAAAACGCUACACAAAGAAUUAAAGACUGAAAUUGGUGAAAUGAAGGAGGAAAUUAAAAACAUGAAAGAUAAAAUUGGUGAUAUUCAACAAGUAAUGCUAGAAAAUGAACAAAGAAUUCAAAGAAUUCUAAAAUAGAGCAAGUUGAUAAUAAAAUAGAAAAGAUGGAGCAGAAAGCCCUACAAUUAAAUAAUGAGUGAGUCAAUUACGCAUCUGGAAAUGGAAAAAGCUUCGUUAUUUUUAAGAUUUCAAAACCUUCCAGAAGAAAGGGAUGAAGACUUGGGAGAGAAAAUGGCAGAGAUAUUAGCAGAAGCCUUAGGAAAAGACAAACUGGAAACAAGAAGAGAAUUGGAUGAAGCAUAUACACAAAAUACACAAGAAGACAUAGAAAGGCAAGAGAGGUACAUAUAAGGUUUAUUAAAAGAGCAACGAGAGAUGAAAUAUACAAACAAACAAGAGAGGAACCUAUAAUAUACAAAGAUAAAGAAAUUGCAGUAUUAAAACAAAUACCACUCAGAAUAAGGGACCAGAGACAACAAUACCAAUUUCUCACAAUUAAUGAGAUACAAGGUCAGGUUUAGAUGGCAUACUCAUAACAUGGCAGGCAAAAAAAUAUAAAGUAGACACAAUUGAAAAAGCACAGGAUUUCUUUGAACAACACUUUGCACAGGAAGAAGAACAGGAAAGUAAGGAGGAAUUUGAGAGCAGAAGUCAAGACGAAGAGAUACUAGUGGAAAUAGAACAAGAAAGAGAAACACAAAAGAGACAAGAAAAAGUGAAUAGAAAGAGAAGGAGAAGGAGGAAGGCUGUAAGACAGACAAGAAGGACAAAAAAGUCAGAACAAGUAAAAAAAGGGAGAGGCAAUUAAGGUGUUUUUAGUAAACAUUAAUGGUUUAAACAUACCAAGAAAGGGAGCUCAAACCUUCAACAAAUUUAAAAAAAUAGAAGCAGAUGUGAUAUGUUUACAGGAGGUCCACAUCAAAAAGGAUUAUAGAAAAUUGCUAGAAAAUGUAAAAUUAGGGAAUUGGUUAGAGACUAGAAAUACUAGAUGAUGAAAAAGGGUGAAAAGCUUAUAUAUACAUGUAUAUAAAAUGGCAAAUGUAUGAAAGAAAAUGAAUACUCAGAAGGAUAGAUAAAGAUAAAAAGAAAUAAGAGAGAAUGGGACAAAAAAGAAAGGUUUAAUUAAACGAAAGGAGAGGGGGAAUAAGGAUGUAAAUAUGAGAAGAAUAAGGAAACAAAGCUGAUGUAAAGGAACAUAGGUUUUAUGUCAAUGUAUGUUACGUAUUGUUAUUCUUUUUUGUCAUAUGUUUUAUGUCAAUGUAUGUUAUGUAUUGUUCUUUUUUGUUAAAAAAUAAAAUAUAUAUGAAAAAAACAUAAAAACAUCUUUGUAUUGAAUCUUGUAUUGAAGAAGUUUUUUAAAUUUUUAAUUGGCUAUUAUGCUUUUUUGAUACGUACCUUUUUUCAAACCAUUUGAAGAUAUUAAUAUGUUUUGUGUUCAGAAUGCUAUCCUUUUAAAAAUUCAGAAAAAAUAGAAAAAGAAUUGUAUUUUAAAUAAAAAAUUAAAACAUUAAAUUUAUAAUUUAUAAAAAUUGCCACUUUUGUCCUCCAUUAUUAUUUUAAUGGGUGGUUUUAUACUUGUUUUAAUUACAGUUUAUUUAAUUACAAUUGUAAACUCCUGUAAUACAGAGCAAGAUUUUAAAUAGGAAAUAGCAGUCAAAUAUUUAAACAGAUAAAAAUAGUUCAGUCUUCAUUAUUAUAUCUUUGACAAAUCUAAGAUGACUGUCUCAUGAUAAAAUUGAAUUUAUUAUAGAAGUUAAGGAAAAGGUUUUAAAAUUCAUCUUUCAGCCAAAUGAUUGGGGCUUAGACUUAGUGGUGAAAUGUAAAAUUUGUUACUACUGGUUCUGUGAGUGUGGCUUGAGGGUGGGGGUAAUGUGACUGAGUAGGCGUGGCCAACUUUUUUUUUAAAAAAACUUUUAAAAGCAUUUUUUCUAACAACCUCCAAAGAGGUUGUUAAAAAAUGCUUUUAAAAGGCUCUGAUGAUCCCAGCUGAACUGCACAAUCAUCAGAGGCUUUUUUUUACUUUUAAAAGCAUUUUUUUCAACCGAAGAAACAAUGCUUUUAAAAGUUAAAAAAAAACACCUCUGAUGAUCGCGCGGCUCAGCUGGGCAUGAGGGGGAGGGCUGUAAUUUUUGCUAACGGUUCUCCAAACCACCCACCGCCAUCACUACAGGAUCGGGUGAUCCAGUCCAAACCGGGAGCAUUUCGCCCCUGCUUAGAUUUCUCUGCUUUAUUUAUCUAAUCCUACCUCAUCACAUUUCUGGAUAUACUAAUUUCAUUUCAUAAUAUAUAAUUUAUCAAGGGGCAUAUUAUUAGUGUAUAAUAAUAAAUAAUCAAAAGAGAAGUAUAUUUUUAAAAAGUUAAUCCAUUGUAAUAGCUCCACGCUGUUUUUAUCAGAAGUUAUUUCAAAGUAAGAGUGCAAAAUAAUAACACCCCCCCAUUGAAAACUAAGUUCUCAGCAGGACCUCUUUCCAUCUCUAUUAGUUCCAUAUUUCAGGGACAGCCCACAAAAAAAUCCUGAAGAAAG